Molecule: messenger RNA, 636 nt
Organism: Ostreococcus lucimarinus CCE9901
Lineage: Eukaryota; Viridiplantae; Chlorophyta; Mamiellophyceae; Mamiellales; Bathycoccaceae
Exons: 1
Coding region: 1-636 (211 amino acids)
Biological process (GO): vesicle-mediated transport; intracellular protein transport
Cellular component (GO): cytoplasm
Molecular function (GO): GTP binding; GTPase activity
Source: RefSeq, a predicted model, not a curated record
AUGGGCGCGGCGCUGAGCCAGGCGCGGACGCUGUUCGACAAGUACUUCGGCAACGUGGACAUGCGCGUCGUCAUGCUCGGCCUGGACGCCGCCGGGAAGACGACGAUCCUGUACAAGCUGCACAUCGGCGAGGUCCUGAGCACGGUGCCCACGCUCGGGUUCAACGUCGAGAAGGUGCAGUACAAGAACGUCGUGUUCACGGUCUGGGACGUCGGCGGACAGGAGAAGCUGCGACCGCUGUGGAGGCAUUACUUCAACAACACGGACGGGUUGAUCUUCGUGGUGGAUUGCCUCGAUCGAGAGCGCGCGAGACGAGCGAAGGAGGAGUUUUACAGCAUCGUCAACGACGCGUUCAUGCGAAACAGCGCGAUAUUGAUAUUCGCGAAUAAACAGGACCUGAAGGGGGCGAUGACGACGGCGGAGCUGGUGGAGGCGUUUGAACUGCCGUCGCUGAAGGGACGGAGGUGGCACGUGCAGGCGUCGUGCGCGACGCAAGGGCUGGGGCUGUACGAGGGACUGGAUUGGUUGUCGAGCACGCUGACGAAGAUGCGAAGGAAUGGGGUGGUGACGAGCGUGGGGAGUAGCGGAGAGCGACACGGGGCGGGGAGACAGGGACGCUCGGCGCGGUUUACGUAG